GGAGCUCGCCGCCGGCUUCCGCGCGGGAAGCAUGGCGCGGGGCUGGGCGGCGUGGGCCGCGCUGGGCCCGCUGCUGUGGGGCUGCGCGCUGGCGCUGCAGGGCGGGAUGCUGUACCCCCGGGAGAGCCCGUCGCGCGAGCGCAAGGCGCUGGACGGCCUGUGGAGCUUCCGCGCGGACUUCUCCGACAGCCGGCGCCAGGGCUUCGAGCAGCAGUGGUACCGGCGGCCGCUGCGGGAGUCCGGCCCCGUCUUGGACAUGCCGGUCCCAUCCAGCUUCAACGACGUGAGCCAGGACGGACAGCUGCGCAACUUUAUCGGCUGGGUGUGGUACGAGCGGGAGGCGGCCCUGCCACAGCGGUGGACCCAGGACCUGGGCACCAGGGUGGUGCUGAGGAUCGGCAGCGCCCACUACUAUGCCAUUGUGUGGGUGAAUGGGGUCCACGUGGCAGAGCACGAGGGGGGCCACCUCCCCUUCGAGGCUGACAUCAGCAAGCUAGUCCAGAGUGGGCCCCUGUCCUCCUGCCGCAUUACCAUCGCCAUCAACAACACACUCACCCCCCACACCCUGCCGCCGGGGACCAUCCUCUACAAGACCGAUACUUCCAAGUAUCCCAAAGGUUACUUUGUCCAGAACAUAAACUUUGAUUUCUUCAACUACGCGGGCCUGCAUCGGCCAGUGCUUCUCUACACCACGCCCACCGCCUACAUUGAUGACAUCACUGUGACAACUGGUGUGGACCAGAACACUGGUCUGGUGAAUUACCAGGUUUUCGUCCAGGGCAGUGAACACUUCGAGCUGGAAGUGCGUCUUCUGGAUGCAGAAGGCAAAGUUGUGGCCCAGGGGAUGGGGGGCCGGGGCCAGAUGCAGGUGCCCAGCGCCCACCUCUGGUGGCCGUACCUGAUGCACGAGCACCCCGCCUACCUGUACUCGUUGGAGGUGAGGCUGACUGCACAGACGGGAGCAGGGCCUAUGUCUGACUUCUACACUCUCCCCGUCGGGAUUCGCACUGUGGCCGUCACAGAGAACCAGUUCCUCAUCAAUGGGAAACCUUUUUAUUUCCAUGGGGUCAACAAGCAUGAGGAUGCAGAUAUCCGAGGGAAGGGCUUUGACUGGCCACUGCUGGUGAAGGACUUCAACCUGCUCCGCUGGCUCGGUGCCAACUCCUUCCGCACCAGCCACUACCCCUAUGCGGAGGAGGUGAUGCAGCUCUGCGACCAGUACGGGAUCGUGGUCAUCGAUGAGUGUCCCGGCGUGGGCAUCGUUCUGCUCCAGAGCUUUGGCAACACGUCUCUGCAGCACCACCUGGAGGUGAUGGAGGAGCUGGUGCGCAGGGACAAGAACCACCCAGCGGUCGUGAUGUGGUCAGUGGCCAACGAGCCUACUUCCUACCUGAAACCUGCUGGUUACUACUUCAAGACGGUGAUUGCUCACACCAAAGCCUUGGACCACUCCCGGCCCGUGACCUUUGUGACCAGCUCCAACUAUACAGCAGACCUGGGGGCUCCCUACGUGGACGUCAUCUGUGUGAACAGCUACUAUUCCUGGUACCAUGACUUCGGCCACUUGGAGGUGAUCGGACUGCAGCUGCAGACUCAGUUUGAGAACUGGUACCGGGCCUACCAGAAGCCCAUCAUCCAGAGCGAGUACGGGGCAGAGACCAUUGCAGGGUUCCACCAGGACCCACCUCUCAUGUUCAGUGAAGAGUACCAGAAGAGUCUGCUGGAGCAGUAUCACUUGGUUCUGGAUCAAAAACGCAAAGAAUACGUGGUUGGAGAGCUCAUCUGGAAUUUUGCCGACUUUAUGACUAACCAGUCACCAACGAGAGCAAUGGGAAAUAAAAAGGGGAUCUUUACCCGUCAGAGACAACCAAAAGGUGCAGCAUUUCUUUUGCGAGAGAGAUACUGGAAACUUGCCAAUGAAACCAGCCCUCACCAUUCAGCAGUGAAGAUGCAGUGUUUGGGACGCAGCCCAUUCUUUUUUUAAAGCAAGAACUACCUCCCUGUGACACCGCCUCCAUCAGUCCCUCGGCCCGAGUGAGGGCGACUGCAGCACACACAGCAAGUGCUGCCUGGACUGCCUGUGGCAGACCCAGUUUCUGGCCUGGCUUUUGUGGUAACCUGAUAGAAGAGGACAGUAGAAGUGAAAAGAAAAGCUUUUUUAGUAUGGGAAUAAAGAGUUGGCACAAAAGUGACCACCCAUAAA
Molecule: messenger RNA, 2203 nt
Organism: Cynocephalus volans (Philippine flying lemur)
Lineage: Eukaryota; Metazoa; Chordata; Mammalia; Dermoptera; Cynocephalidae
Gene: GUSB
Product: glucuronidase beta
Exons: 12
Coding region: 32-1984 (650 amino acids)
Biological process (GO): glucuronoside catabolic process; carbohydrate metabolic process
Molecular function (GO): carbohydrate binding; signaling receptor binding; beta-glucuronidase activity
Source: RefSeq, a predicted model, not a curated record